Messenger RNA from Culex quinquefasciatus (southern house mosquito), 5867 nucleotides. RefSeq lists its product as uncharacterized. Gene Ontology annotation, biological process: regulation of transcription by RNA polymerase II. The coding region runs from base 116 to 4933 and encodes 1605 amino acids. Gene Ontology annotation, cellular component: nucleus. Gene Ontology annotation, molecular function: DNA-binding transcription factor activity, RNA polymerase II-specific; RNA polymerase II transcription regulatory region sequence-specific DNA binding. Lineage: Eukaryota; Metazoa; Arthropoda; Insecta; Diptera; Culicidae. The transcript is spliced from 12 exons. The record is from RefSeq and is a predicted model, not a curated record.
UUAAUCGUUGAUGUCAAAAACUGUGAAAAACAAUAUGUCAAUAGGGAGAUUUUUCGUAAACAAUCGGAUGAAAUUCUGAAUUUCCAGGUGCUUUCCGGCCUUCGAGGAGGUGAAAAUGCAGCACAACUCCCAGGCGCACUUGUUCCAGAUACAGGUCAAAUCCCUGAUCAAAACGUUAAAGUGUCUACAAUCGGACGAUAAAUACCAGGCUUUACUGUUUCUCAUCUCGGCCAUUAAGUUGUACGUGAAAUUCUUGUACAACGACAACCAGGAGCGAAUUUAUAAGCCGUCAAUACUCAAAGAGUUGAGCAACAUCCAGAAUGUGAUUAUUGCGAAUCUGUUAAAGUGCCGUAGUGCGGCCGGGACAUCGUCCUCGUCGUCGGCAGUGGCAUGUGAACUGCGAACCAGUGUGCGGAACAACCUCGCCGGGGCGUCCGGCAGUGAUGGAAUUCUGCUCUUCCGCCAUGGUGGCUCCCGUCCGCUUCGGUCGCUGUCCGCGUACGACCUCAAGGGGAAGCUGCUACGUGGUGGUCUUUUCGACGGAAUCCCGCUGUCCGGAGCGGUCAACAUCAAACCACGCAACCGCCUUGGAACCAUCACCUGCUUCGGAAGUGUCCAGCUGAACCGUUCGCUGGUGCGAUUGAUCGCAUCGCGUAACUUUAAGCUGCUGUUCAACAUGUUCGAGCAGAACGUUUUCCCGACGUGGAAGAUCUUCAAGGAGAAUCGCCCAGGUGGGGGUGGCCGGUCCCGGACACGACCAUCAAUGCCGGCAAUUUGCUACAGCGGCGGAUCGUCCCACUCUCCGCCGGCGGCCUACAUCAAGAAGGAAGACUUUGACUUUGACGCGCCGUACUCGCUGGCCGUGGACGAUCCCUGCUUCGAGGAGCUCAAGGACGACAUGGACCUGGACCUGCUGAAGGACGAGGACGACGACGACGACGAUGACGAUUCGAUUUCCAACGAAAUCUACUCGGAAGAAUCGUCCACCAACAACACGCUGAUGCUUUCGUCCGACACCAACACGCUAGACACGAACGAUUCGAACUUGGUGCCGGGCGAGCGAAGCAAAGAGCAGGUUUACCAGUGUUUGCUGUGCGACAAGAGCUACCGGAAACGAAAAUCCUUGGUUAUUCACUUCAGCCACCAUCCGGGAUUCUGUCCGGACUGUGGAAAGCAACGAGGCGCUACUUCAUUGGAAAUCAUUGAGCACAACAAAAUACACCACAAAAAUCGGCCCCACAUCUGCGAGCACUGCGGCGAAACCUUCUCGCGCAACCAACAGUAUCAGGUCCACGUGCAGGGACACUUUAUCAACAAGAUGAAAAUGCAGGAGCAAAACAGUAAAAAAACGUACAAGUACAGCUGCCGCUCGUGCGGGAUCGUCUUCAACAACCAGAAGUAUCUGGAGAAGCACGUCCAGAAGACGGGCCACCAGGCCGAGGGGGUGAUCUGCGAGACGUGCGGGGCCGUCUUUUCGUCCAACAUCAAGCUGCACCAGCACGUGGCGAGGACCCACAAAAAUGAAAAACGUUUCACGUGCGAGCACUGCUCGAAGGUGUUCAACCAGAAGGCGAAUCUCGACCGGCACCUGCUGCUGCACACCAACAUCAGCGAAAAGAGCUACCCGUGCGAGCAGUGCAGCGCGUCGUACCUCUCGAUGGCCUCGCUGCGGGAGCACAUCAAGGUGGCGCACAUUGGGGACGAAAAAUUCGAGUGCAACAUUUGCCACAAACUGUUUGCGGCGAAGCGGUCCCUCAAGCGCCACAAGCUAUGCCACUCGGAAGAGCGACCCUUCCCCUGUACGGUAGAGAACUGCAAAGAGGCCUACAAGAACCAAUCUCACCUGGUGCGGCACAUGAAAACGGCGCACCACAUCGAGACGCCGCCCAAGCGGAUACAGAAGGUGAUCAAGAGCAUCAGCGAGCAGAGCACAGAUUUCGUCCCGCUGGAUCCGAUCGGAACCGGUGACUCCAGCGCCAGCAAAAGCAACCCCAUCAACAAGAAACCAGUGAUUGGCGGCAGUGACAAGUCCAUCGGCGACAGCAGCACCAACUUUAGCGAUAACAUGUCCGCGUUCAACUACGACUACGUCGAUCCGGUUCCGGCGGCCGCUCCGGUCACUGCGAUCGUAGACCAAGGCCAGCAGCGACUUCAGAUGCUGGGUCCGGCAGGGCCGCGAAUGGGCGUCCACUCCAGUGCAACGGCAGGCUUCAGUGAUCACUCCGCCACCACCGCCAUGGGUUACGGUGGCCAAAGCUCAAGCGAUCACUUCGAAUGGCAGAAUCUCGAAUUUGGUGGUGGCAACGGGCCGGGAACCUCGCAACAGCCUCACCACCACCACCAUCACCAUCAACAACACCAACAUCAGCAGCAGCACCCGCCGUCAAUGAUGACCAUGGAGCACAUGAGCCAAGGCUACAUGGACAAUGCCCACAGCAAAGGCGGCUUCAUGGCCGGUGCUCAAGCUGGGGGCGGUGGUCUUCCGGGAAUGAGGGUAUUUCCGGUAAGCUUCUCGAAUAACAGUGACUUUGAGAGCAUUGAGUCCAAUUCGUUUGCGCAGGAUCCGAAUCUCAUUUGCGAGCACUGUGACGAAACCAACUUCCUAAACAGUCAACAGCUGCAGGUUCACAUACAGGACCACUUUUCCGCCAAGGACGGCAAGGAACCGACUGGGAAGAAACUGCAACGAUUGCACUGCAAAACGUGCAACCUGGUGUUUGCCACCGGCGCUCAGCUAGAUCGUCACAUCCUGAAAACGAACCACCACACCGACUGUGUCGCGUGUGACCUCUGUAGUGCAAUAUUCAACUCUAAUCUCAAAGUCUAUCAGCAUAUGCUCAAGUGUCAUAAGAAUGAAACCUGGUACGCGUGUGAGCAGUGCUCGAAAGUUUUCAUAUUGAAACACGAGUACGACAAGCACCAGCUGGUACACCAGACCGUCACGGACAAGUCCGUCAUCUGUGAGCACUGUGCGUCGUCCUUUUUCUCGCAGGAAGCGCUCAAGGAACAUAUCAAAAUUUCGCACACAGUGGAAAAGAAGUACGAGUGCAACAUUUGCAACAAGCUGUUCGCGGCGAAGCGCUCGCUAAAACGCCAUAAACUAUGCCAUGAGGAGGAGGGUGCCUUCCCCUGCCCGGUCGAGGACUGCAAGGAAUCGUUCAAGACGCCCACCAGCCUGGCCAAGCACAAAAAGAUGGUCCACAGCAUCGGGCCCGAACCGGGCGAGAAGGGUGGCGCCAAGGGGAAGGCCGCGGCGGCGGCCAAAGCGGCAAGUGAAAAGCUGCUGCCGGAGCCGCCGCCAGUUGCUGCGGCGCUGCAAUCAGCAUCGAUGCAGCCGGGAACUCCGACUCCGACGGGCUUGGGAAUGGGUCCGGCGGCGAUGGCGAUGAAGAUGGAACCUAGGACGCCCACCGGAAUGCUGGUACCUCCGUCGCGGACGAGUAGCACAAGCAGCGCCGGUGCCGGAAGCAACCCGAACACGAUUCCGUAUGGGGAUCCGUACGGAGCGGCGGCCGGAAUGCACUACAACAACGUGAUGGGUCAACAGCCGCAACAGCAAGGGCACUUUGCAGUGCAGCAGAACCCGGCACUACACUACGGCGCGGGAGUGGUUCCCGGUGCCGGGCGGGUUGCCGCCGGUGACCAAUCCAUGACAUACCGAAUGGACCCGAACGCGGCCGGUCAGUAUGGCCACGGGACGGGAGGUGGAAGCGGUGCCGGUUACGGCCACAUGAACAGUUCGUUCGAGUGGCGAGGAAUGGAGCUGCCCAACAGUAUUGACCCCGGCAUGGGCACGUCUAGUGGGACGGGCGGGCAGCAGUCUGUGCAGUCGGUGGCCGCCACGAUGAAAGCCAACAAGUACUACCCGGUGAUGGAUCCGAACGGCGCUGCUGGCGGGAACUUUAUCCAAGGACAACAACAACCAUCACAACAGCAUCAAUCUCCGCAUCACCACCAUCAACAUCAGCAGCAGAUGCACGCGCAACACAUCAAGCAAGAGCACGUUCAUCACCAGCAGGCUCAACAACAACAGCAGCAAGUGAAGCAAGAACCUCAACAACAACCGCCCCAGCAACAUCACCCGCAGCAGCAGCAGCAGCAACCACAAAUGAUGGGCAUGAACAAUCAGGAGUUUAUGGGCUACCAGGAAAUUUGGAACUCCAACAUGGUCAAAAUGGAAUACCAGCAACAGCAGCAGCAACAGCAGCAACAGGAUGACGGAAGCAGCCCGAACGUAGCGGGAAGCUCCUACAACAACAUUGGCAACAUUCUGUCGAACCUGGAGUUGAUUGGCAACAACAGCACCUACGAGCAAACGUAUGACAUUGUUCCACCAAACGCCCAGCAUGCGGCAACGGAUCAACAACAACAACAAGCCGCUCAGGUCUCUCAAGCUCACGUGCAGCAACAGAUGGCACCCAAGAACAACUACCACAAGCAGCAGCCGCCGCCGCAGGCCGUUCACCACCAGCAGCAAUAUUUCCAAGAACAACACCAUCCCCAUGCCGGUGGUGCCGCCACAGGUCUUCACCACCACGUGCAGAUGCAACAUGGCCACCACAGCCAGCAGCAAACGCCCAGCCCGCAUCACCACCCGCCGCACAUGCAACAGCAGCAGCAGCAGCAGUUCCAGGGCGCGCAACAUCAACAACAGCUGCAGCAACAGCAACAGCACCAGUACAAUGCACAUCUUCCGCACCAUCACGCGACGGGUCCCCCUGGAGGAGGUGCCGCAGUACAUCACACAGCGGCUGGUCCCUCGUCGGCCGGUCUUCCGCACCAGCAACAACAGCCGGGAAUGUACCCGCAGCAAGCCCAACAGCAGCAGCAGGACCACACCCUCACAGACAUAUCGAAAACGAACAACCUGCAGUUUGUGGACAGCUUCACCGAGUCGAUCGACUAUCUGCAGCAGUCGUUCCAGUACGUGUAAUGUAGAGGUGCGAUCGUCUGUGAGUCCCAUCCCAUCUCUGUGUUUCUCUCUAUCUAUCUCUUAUUAUCUCUCUCUCUCUCUUGACUCGACGGAGACGCGGAUUAGCGUGUGCACGGACCGGUUCGACGCUUGGUAUUCACCCAGGUAGCAUGCAAGUUGAACAGUUGUUAUGAAAACUGUUGUCUAACUUAAAAAGGUUUUAACAGUCGGGUGUUGAAACCUUGGUCUUGGUUGCAAACAUUUUAGAACUCAUGUGCCCAAAACGCAGGCGUGGCGGCACGAUGAAAAAGAACAUUAUUGCUAUCGAAAAUAAGAUGGCACCGAAAGUUGGUUACCAAAAUUUACAAAAUACGACCAUGAAUAGUUCCACAACAAUCGCUGAUUACUCAUAACGGGGUUGCGGGUUGGGCUUUUUCAUUAUGCCAUUUUAAAUUUCAGCGACAGCGAAAGCAAGCCAGAGAGGUUGAAGAAAGGCCCCAAGAAACCGCUCCCUCUUCUCCGUUCUGCUGUUCGUAAAGCCUUUUAUUGGACAACUUGAAGCUGCAUACUGGCCUUAACUGGGUACAGAGUAGAUUCGCUAAUUAGAAUAGAACUGCAAUUGAAUAGGCGAAUCCGAAUUCGCUCAUUGGUAGACAGCUGGACAGCUGUCAAAAGCUUGAAACCACGUGCUCGGAAACCGUCGAACAAUGGGGUUGAAAUGUCAACAUCAGUUUGAAUGCUGGUUUUGACGUUUAGGUGCUUUUCAAUUCAAAUACGUUCUGGGUUCUAAAUAAAAUGAUGCUAAAAUUGCUAAUUAUAUAGUUUACAACGAAAAAACUUAUUUUUCUAAGUACAAUUACCCUUUGUACGCCGCUGAAGAUUAAAAUGGAUUUUUAAAUCAAUUUAAAAAAUAACUUUGCGGCUCUUCUUCACAGAAAAGAGUUGAUAUAGAGCA